This is a messenger RNA of Ctenocephalides felis (cat flea), 1456 nucleotides long. RefSeq lists its product as uncharacterized. The record is from RefSeq and is a predicted model, not a curated record. The coding region runs from base 626 to 1456 and encodes 276 amino acids. Lineage: Eukaryota; Metazoa; Arthropoda; Insecta; Siphonaptera; Pulicidae. The transcript is spliced from 5 exons.
UUGACGGUGCGACGGUGGCAAUUCUGCACUCGAGUGACGUGAGUUUGCGGUGGAGAUUAAGUGAAUAAGAUCGUAAUAAUAAAUUUAUCAUAUUUUAGACAAAAUUAUGAUAAAAAUAUGUGGUCUCGUGCUAAAGUAAUUUUAGUUGAUAUAAUGUGUAUAGUGAAUUAGUGUACAAUUGAAUAAAUAUAAAAAAUAAUCUGUUUUAUUAAUACUUUUCAGAUGAGACGAAGUCGUGCAUAAAUCUCAGUAUAUAAGAAAUAUUCAAUAUAUUUUAUAUGCUAAAUAAAACGCAAUAACGAUGUAUACUUAAAUAUUUUCUUACCAAAGGGGCAUUUAGUUCAGCAAAAUCAAUAAUCAAUGCUAAACCAAAUAUUCAAAUAUUUAGCUAAUUGAAAAGUUGUUAUUGUAGUUUUUCUCAUAGUAGACUAGACAUAUUAUAAAAAUUGAGCCCAAAAGACAAAAUUCAAAAUUGCACUGCAGGACAUUUAAGAAAGUCAGCAUAGGGCAAAAUUUGUGUGAAUUGGGUCAGACUGUGCAAAAUCGCGAAGGCAGUCCUCGGAGGCCCCAUGCGCUACAAAGAAAUACACCAGCUUCGGCUGGUUAUAAUUCCCAGCUACCUAGUAUGCGGAUCACAGCUGGGAAUACACCAGGUGAGGCAGCGCAAACAGAAACCGCCGCGUCUAAAAGGGGCUCAUUUCGCGGUGACACGCCGCUUAGCCUAAGUUCGAAGCUUCGAACAUCCUUUGACGCCUCGACGAAUGUUAUCGGCGGCGGCCAAGGAGGCAACGAAAGCGAGCCAACGAACGCGAAUAACGGCCACGUUAUCCCGAUCUCAGGCUUCCAGAAGGUGCCUCAAUCUAAGUCAGUGCCAAUACCGCCUAAGAAAUUGCCGCCGGUGGAACAAGGAUCUGAGCAUAUGUCAAGAAUGACGCCUAGACGUAUCAUGAUGCACAGCAAAGUCAACAAGGAACGACUCAACUCACGGAAUCCAACACGUCAACGCAAAAUCGGGACAGUAACGAGCCCGAUAGUGACGGCACCUCCAUGUGAGCUUACCUCUUCACCUUCAGUUAGUUCCAUCAAUGACUUAACAGCAAUAAAGCCCCUUUCCAGUCCAACUAUUAACGGUUCUCAUAACAGCGUAGAAUCAGACUCCAAAUCAAUUGCUGAUUACUUAUCCCGAAAUUCUUCCAUAGAUUUAGGCCAGAAAGAAAACUCCAAGUCCGAAGUGGUCACGCCAGCCCAAGAGGCUUUGCCAGAUAUUAGGGAAUUAGAAAAUUUAAAUAAUAAACCAGAAUUUGAUGUAUUCGAAAUAAGAAGCAAAACUAAGACUGUGAAGAUUAAUGAGAAUCCUGUGAAUAUAAUUGAUAAGUCACUUGUCAAUGUUGUUGAUGAUACCGAAAAUACAGAUUCUGAUACGAAUGUCAGUUUGAUAUUACCCAAGGAAAGAUAA